ACCAGAAGAUCCAUCCAUCCCCUUCUCGCUUCUCACUCCCACUUCUGGCUGCCACUCUCCUCUCCUGCGCCUCGCCCUCGUCUCUCCCGUCCAAGCGAAGCAUCGCCGGCGUCUGAGCCUCUCCUCGCCACCAAGCCGCCAGGGUCUCCUUAAUCCGCCACUGCGGUGCCGCAGAUCCAUCGUGUGCGACCUAGGUCCAGAUCCACGACGCCGACCAAAUAAUUAGUCCACUGUUCACCGCCCGCCUCGCGGCGCACGCGUCGCCGGCGCCAGAGCUCCCACCCCCCUUCGCCUCACCUGCCGAGGCGCCGGGGUUACUUCACCACCGCCACAGCCGCGGCCGGAUCCAUCUUUUGAGGGUUCAGAACUUCAGAUCGACGACGCGGAGAAGAGGAAGUAAAUCACUGUUCACCGUCAGUGCGCUUGGCCGACACUGUGUACCAAGCGAGGUGGCUCUGAGAUUCAGGGUUCAGAUCGACAACACGGAGAAUAAAUCAAAUCCACUGUCCACUUGCACUGCGAAUCGAGCGAACUGCGGCGCUGGUCUGCACGACAAAUCAGCUUGUCGAUUUGUAGCUGGCUGUUUACUGUCAGUGCAUUCAGCAACUGAGCUCCACGAACUGUUGACUGGCCAAGCUCUGAGAUAGCAUGGCCAUGGAGGCUGCACUCGUCAGCGUGGCCACGGGAGUCCUCAAACCGGUCAUAGGGAAGCUGACCGUUCUGCUCGGCAAUGAGUACAAGCGGUUCAAGACAGUUCGCAAGGAGAUCAAGUCUCUCACUAAUGAGCUUGCCGCCAUGGAGGCUUUUCUCCUCAAGAUGUCGGAGGAGGAGGAUCCCGAUUUGCAGGAUAAAGUUUGGAUGAAUGAGGUGCGGGAACUGUCCUAUGACAUGGAGGACGCCAUCGAUGACUUCAUGCAGAGCAUCGGUGACAAAGACGAAAAGCCAGAUGGCUUCAUUGAGAAAAUCAAGAACACACUAGGGAACUUGGGGAAGAUGAAGGCUCGCCGUCGGAUCGGUAAGGAGAUCCAGGAUCUGAAGAAACAAAUCAAAGAGGUGGGUGAGAGGAAUGCAAGGUACAAGGGUCGUGAGACCUUCUCCAAGACGGUCAAUGCGACUGUUGAUCCUAGAGCUCUUGCUAUAUUUGAGCAUGCAUCGAAGCUCGUUGGAAUCGAUAAGCCCAAGGCUGAGAUAAUCAAGCUGUUAACAGAAGAGGAUGUUCGUGCUUCAGAGCAACAACAACAACAACAACCGAAGAUAGUCUCUAUUGUUGGAUCUGGAGGUAUGGGCAAAACAACUCUUGCAAACCAAGUGUAUCAAGAGAUCAAAGGGCAAUUCGAGUGCUGGGCCUUCUUAUCCGUGUCGCGAAGCCCGGACAUGAUGAAUAUUCUGAGGACUAUUCUUAGUGAAGUUAGCGGUCAAGGUUAUUCUAACACGGAAGCAGGGAGUGUACCAAUACUCAUUAGCAAGAUCAAUGACUUCCUACUAGAUAAAAGGUACUUUGUUGUUGUUGACGAUAUAUGGGAUGUGGAUACCUGGGAUAUUAUUAAGUGUGCAUUCCCUGCUACAAGUUCUACCAGUAGAAUAAUCACGACUACUCGUAUAAACAAUGUCGCUCAUUCAUGUUGCUCGUCAUUCAAUGGUUGUGUUUACAAUAUAAGGGCUCUUGAUAUGGUGCACUCAAGACAGUUAUUUUACAGAAGGUUAUUCAGGUCUGAUGAAGAUUGCCCUUCAUACCUUCAAGAAAUUUCUGAGCAGAUAUUGGAAAAAUGCCAUGGGUUACCUUUGGCGAUCAUUGCUAUAUCUGGUUUGUUGGCUAACACAGAAAAAACAGAAGUUCUAUGGAAUCAAGUGAAAGAUUCAAUUGGUCGUGCACUUGAAAGGAAUCCUAGCGUCGAAGGAAUGAUGAAGAUAUUGUCACUUAGUUAUUUUGAUCUGCCUCCUUAUUUAAAAACUUGCCUCUUAUACCUGAGCAUGUAUCUAGAAGAUUCUACUAUUGAGAAGGAGGACCUGAUAAGAAGAUGGGUUGCUGAAGGAUUCAUUCAUAGAGAAGGAAGAUACACGGCAUACGAGUUUGGAGAAAAGUGUUUCAAUGAACUACUCAAUAGGGGUUUGAUCCAACCUGGGGAGUCAGAUAUCUAUCGCGAAGUGAAGAGUUGUCGAGUUCAUGACACAAUUCUUGAUUUCGUCAUAUCCAAGUCUAUAGAAGAGAACUUUGUUACUAUACUUGGGGUUCCCACUCUGACAAUUAGGAACCAAAGCAAAGUUGUUCGCCGACUCUGUGUACAAGGUGUCGAGAAAGGAAAUUCAGCAGUAUUGAUAGAAGAUCUCGUGUUUUCCCAUGUCCGAUCACUUACUAUGGUUAGGGGUCUGUUGGAAAUCCCUUCUUUGGAGGAGUUCAGACAUCUACAUGUUCUUGACUUGAUGGGUUGCUUCGAAUGGGAAGAUCAUCAUCUUGAAAAUAUAGUGAGGUUGUUCCAGCUGAGGUACCUGAACCUCCAAGGUACAAGAAUAAGCAAGCUCCCGGAACAAAUCGGGCGUUUAGGGUGCUUAGAGAUUCUUGACCUAAGACGCACUCAUGUAAGGGAAUUGCCUGCAUCAGUUGUUAAUCUCAGAAAAUUGAUGCAUCUACUUGUUGAGGGUCUUGUUAAAUUUCCUGAUGGGAUUGCAAAGAUGCAAGCACUAGAGACGCUGAAAGAUGUCAAUGCCUCCAUUCAGCCAUUAGACUUCCUGUGCGGCCUUGGUCAACUAAUGAAUUUGCGGAAUCUGCGGAUUCACCUUGAUUUUGAAGUUGAUCCUGACACUGAGGGUAGAAAUAUGGUUGGGGAGGAGCACGAGAAAGCUCUUGUCUCCUCCCUGUGUAAGCUAGGCACCCAGAAUCUCGGCUCCCUGACUAUUUAUGGAUGGGGCAACCUCUUACAUGAGGAAUCUUUGUGCCUGCCUACCCUCAAGGACCUUACUAUCAGUGAUCUUCCGGCCUCCUGGCAGGUUUCGACAUGUAUGGGCUCCCUCAGAAAUCUCCAACGGCUAUGCCUUUCUGUUGAGGUGCUCAAGCAGGGCGACCUCUGCACCCUUGGGGCUUUACCCAGUCUGCUCGUUCUGUAUCUGGUGGGAAAAACAGAGUCAAACGGAAAGCUCAGAAUCACUGGUGAAGUUGGGUUCCGAUUCUUGAAGAUUUUUAUUUAUGCUGGAUGUUGUAAACCAGUAGAUCUGAUGUUUGGGACAGGGUCCAUGCCAAAGCUGGAAAAACUCGAGUUUAAUUAUAUUUGCUUAGUUGAAGCUAACUCUCUGGGCUUUGGAAUUGAGAACCUCCCUUGCCUCACUAGUGUCAAAUGCAUUACGGUUUGGGGUGAUGAUGGCAUUGUUGAAGCCGUGAAGACUGCCAUGGAGAGAGCAGCCAGCGCACAUCUUAACCACCCUAGUCUACUCUUUCAGAGAUUUCGCCCCUGUUAUUCUUGAUGACUGUUGCUAGCUACUGUCCAGAUGCUUCCGUAGCAGUCUGCGAUGAUUGCGUCUAAUAAAACUAGGGGCCCCUCGCAAACAUCAAUGGAGCCGAGCAUGUGUGAACAAGUUCUAGCUUAAUUAAGCAGCUGGCAGGUCCUCUGCAUCUCUGCCGUGGCGCUGGGCCGUCGACUUAAUUUUCAGAGAAUUCGGACCCAUCCCGAAUUCAGUGAAUGCGGCUCCAUCACUCGUCAACUUGUGAAUGGGCACUUGUACCAAAUUCAGUAGCAGAUUGGGUCCUUGCUGAUAAUGGACACCAACACAACACUCUCUUGUUGAAUGGGCUAAAGAGGUGCCGCUGCAUUGGACACUGCAUAAGCAUUAUGUCACCAAGCCAAAAAACAGGAACAUCACCAAGCAUGAGAGUGUUGCAGGCUCCUGCUCCUCAUCCGGCUCUGAAAACAACUUUCAGAGUUUUCAGAUACACACUUUUCAGUUGACUUGCCGUUUCUGCUUGUUUUCAUGAUGAGUGGUUCGUGGGAGGGGAUCAACUAUGCCUUGCCCUGCUCUGCAGCUGCUUCAUUGUUACUGAGAUGCAAGCACUGCUGCUGUUUUGAAAUCGGCUAUUACCCUACUGCCGUUCGAGAAAGCUAGUAUUUAACAUGCGAAGUGUAAUAGCAUCCGGAAUGUUAUUUUCCUUCCUCCUUUCUUCAGUGAUAUAUCUUUGUGAUGUUGAAAAUGGACGAAGAUGACGCCGAUGGAUUUGGGCAUCGAAACCGCCACCAGAUGUCCUCGAAGAUCGCCAAGGUGUUGUGCAUCGAAAUCACCACAAUCCGUCCUGGAAGAUUGACAAGGACGAGUAGGCAGUUAAUGCAUUGCCAGAUCUCUCCGGAGGACAAUUUUACCCUGAUUAAUUUGGAAGUACAUCAGAGUUGUUGGUUGCUGCUCCUGCUCCUGCUCCUGCUCCUUUUACAUGCACACACCAAUAUGCUGCACCGUAUGUCUUCAGCAGAAGCUGUAGCGUUCUGCCUUGUUUCAGACAGUCUUUCGCUGUGAUGUGUGAACUACGUGUUUUUGCGCUCUGUGCGUAUGUUCAGUUGGUCUUCAGCUGUUAUUGAUCCACAAAAUUCUCUCCCCUUUUUAACGGAAAAAACAGAACAUUAUGAAAUUA
Molecule: messenger RNA, 4609 nt
Organism: Triticum aestivum (bread wheat)
Lineage: Eukaryota; Viridiplantae; Streptophyta; Magnoliopsida; Poales; Poaceae
Product: disease resistance protein RGA5
Exons: 7
Coding region: 649-3456 (935 amino acids)
Biological process (GO): defense response to other organism
Molecular function (GO): ADP binding
Source: RefSeq, a predicted model, not a curated record